Molecule: messenger RNA, 360 nt
Organism: Staurois parvus
Lineage: Eukaryota; Metazoa; Chordata; Amphibia; Anura; Ranidae
Source: the annotation of a GenBank genome assembly
UCAUGGGGCCCCCGGGCAAUAGGGGAUCAUGGGGCCCCUGUGUCCUUGCCCAAACUCAAAAAAGCCUAUGAAAAAAGUACCAGGGGCAUCUCAUGGGGCCCCCUACUGACCCCGGGCCCUUGGGCAGUGCCCGAGUUUCCAAAUGGUCAGUCUGCCCGUGUGUGGCCCCCUACUGACCCCGGGCCUCCAAAUGGUCAGUCCGCCCCUGGGAGAGUGCAUGUGAUCAGCCCAGGGCCAAUCAGCACUGUCCAGACAGAGGUCAGGGAUCCUGCUACCUCCUACAGCAGAAUGAAAACUCCUUCUACAAGAUUAACCAGUGCUCGGCUGGACACUGAUAGAAGUCACAAGACUGCUCUAACU